AUGGAGUGUCGGAAGGAUUAUACGACGACUGCCGCCUACUACCAAAGACCUCAAGUUGCCUCUACCGAAAGCCGAGCAUCCUCCCCAGUGGAUUCGCAAGACACAAUAACUGUUUUCGGCGAUCGCCAUCACCACAAUGAUCUUCGAUCACGAUCCCUCGUUGCGAGGACGGAUCGUGAUAAAUUCAAUACCAAGACGCCAUCUCCCUUCAAACACGGAGGCUGGGCUUCACUUGAUGAUACGUGGUUUCUCGAGUGCCUCGCCAUGGCGUUCAGUUUCGCAUCCUUCAUUGCAGUCAUCAUUAUUCUGAGAGCCUACGACCAAAAGCCGUCCCCUAAUUUAUCUUACGGGCUGACACUCAACUCAAUUGUCUCUUUGCUAGCCACAGCAUCCCGAUCCUCAUUACUUUUCGUGGUAGCGGCAGCGGUAGGUCAAUUGAAAUGGAUCUGGAUUCAACAUCGGGAACGGCCCGUCUUAGACAUGCAGUCCUUCGAUGAUGCAAGCCGAGGGCCGCUAGGUGCUUUGUAUCUCCUCUUUCAGCACCGCGGGCUCUCGAUUGCCUCCCUUGGUGCUAUUGUUACCGUGCUUUCUAUGGCUUUAGAUCCAUUUAUACAGCAGAUUUUGAGUUACCCUGUUCAACAAACUCCAGGCAGCUCGACACAAGCGACGAUGCCCCAGGCGCUAACUUUUGCGUCAAAUACGAACUACACCUUCCUGGAACAAAGCUACAACGCUGCUCUUUGGAACACGGAUUUUGCAGUGAAUCCUACUUGCCCGUCUGGAAACUGUACUUGGCCAGAAUUCCAAUCCCUGGGUUUUUGCAGUAAAUGCCAGGAUGUGACCGACUUAGCCACCAUCUAUAAGUGUAAUCAAUGGACAGAGCCUGAUGUUGACGAUCAGGAAAACCUCACCGAUGACCAAAAAGACCAUAGUUGCACCGUGAAUUCCGGCAAUGGCGCAAAUGGCACCGCUGUGGUUGGAUAUUAUACUAAAAAGGACGGCAUGAGUAUUCCCGCAGAUCUCAUAUGGAUUCUUGGUCUUACCGACCGAGUGGAGUCCUCCUUGGGUGUUCCUUACCCGAUUUUUACCUUCGCGCAUGCCCAAUUUGAAGCCGGAUCUGCCAAUGCAACCAUCACAAACAUCACGGAGUUUGUCCAUGGGAUUCGCCUUAAAAGUGUGCAAGAAUGCGUUCUUUCCUUGUGCCUGAAGACAUAUAAUGUUUCUGUCACUUCUGGGACGCCACAAAUUAAUGUCACAUCUAUUGACUACGGGGAACGGUUCACCAAUAACCUUCCCGUCGACGAUGAAAUCGAAUACGGGUAUCAGGAUAUCGAUUGCUGGAGGCCGACUGAUCGACCCGGCCCGUUCAACUUUGUCAAGCUUCCCACGGGAACUGGGCCGAUACCGAGCAAUUUUCCAUUCUUGGGAUACAAGACUGAAUGGUACAACUUCAACUUUAGCACCUCGUCGUGGGCCAUGUCAGCUGAUAAAAGCUGGCACACCAGCGCCAACUUCCCGGCUGCAUUCACCAGAGUCUUAGACUACGGCCUUGGUUCGUUGCUGUCGGACAUGGCUGCCGCUCUCACCAAGUACACUGUGCAAACCGGCAACACCAGCGCAAGCGGCACAGUCAUGAUCUCCCAGGCCUUCGUCAAGGUAUCUUGGCAGUGGCUGACUUUCCCAUCUGUGCUUCUUGUCGCUGGCAUUGUCUUCUGGAUCACGACGGUGAUGAAGAACCGACAACACCGACUCAGCUUGUGGAAGUCAUCUAUUCUACCCAUGCUCUAUUGUGGUGCUGAGAAGAUUGACCCAAGGCUCGAGCGUCCUGGUUCUGCAGCCGAUUACACCAAAAUCAGCCAGAUGAGCCAGUCUGCACAAAUAACUCGUGUGAAAAUGGAAGAUAUCGUGGACGGUCGACUGCGGCUAGGACGGAACAAUUGGAGUGGCCCAUCUGUGAUCUAG
This is a messenger RNA of Penicillium cosmopolitanum, 1962 nucleotides long. RefSeq names its product DUF3176 domain-containing protein. The record is from RefSeq and is a predicted model, not a curated record. Bases 1 to 1962 code for a protein of 653 amino acids. The transcript has 2 exons. NCBI's taxonomy places the organism in Eukaryota, Fungi, Ascomycota, Eurotiomycetes, Eurotiales, Aspergillaceae.